AUGUCCUCUUUUCGGAGUGUUCCUGAAUCAUCCUUAAAGACAAACUAUUUGUCUUCUUUGGGCGAAUUGGCAGAAUGGUCUGACCGCAUAAAGGACUGUGUUUACGAACUGGACGAUUUUAAGAAACCAACAGAGCCUCUCGCUGCAUAUAAACGUUCCAAACAAAACAAAACGUCUGAUGACGUCAAGCUGUUGGUGUGCCAUGAUUUCAAAGGCGGGUAUCAGGAAAAUGAAGACGACUCAUUAUUAGGUUAUUUCCCACAUCCCGACGGAAAACACUACUAUCUCCAGUAUCCACAACUGGUGGACAAAUUUGUGUAUUUCUCCCACCAUCGUAUAAGUAUCCCGCCAGCAAGUUGGAUCAACUUUUGCCACAAGAACGGAAUCAAGUGUUUUGGCACAAUCAUAUUUGAAGGAAAUGCAUACACUGACUUUGAAGAACUUGACAAAUUGGUGACGAAGAAAGAUGGGAAGUUCCAGUUCGUGGAUACCCUAUUGAAAUUGGUGGAUUAUUUUCAAUUUGACGGGUUUCUACUUAAUAUAGAGACUCGUUUCAGCAACAUCAAAAUCGCCAGUUUGUUGGAAGCAUUUGUCGAACAGCUGAGAGCCGAGUUGCACGUUCACCGGGCCUCUAAUGAACUUAUCUGGUAUGACUCGUAUAUUUAUCCCGAGAACAAGGUUGUUUACAAGAAUGGAGUCAACGAUCUAAAUUACAACUUCUUCGCCUCCACCGACGCUUUUUUCACCAACUACUGGUGGAACAUGAAACAUCUCCAGGAUAACAUCAAAAACAUUGGACUUUUGGGGUGUUCUAAAAGUGUUUAUGUCGGUUAUGAUGUUUGGGGAAGAGGCACUCUAAUCGGAAAAGGAGGUUACGAUACAGCGAUUGCAUGUCAGAUGAUCAAAAAGUUCCGCUCCAACGUGGCCAUUUUCGCUCCGGCCUGGACUUACGAGUACUUGGGCCGUUCAAAAUUUAUCGAAAACGAUACGCGCUAUUGGAUCGGUUUACACGAUAACGAAUCUUCCAUAGCAACAUCGUUUCAACCACACAACUCGCCGUUGUUGAAGAUAAACGAUUCGAACUUCAUGUUUUACACAAAUUUCAACUCAGGAGAAGGUGUUGCAUUUUACGAGAGCGGGGAAAGAGUGUUCGACAAUCCUUGGGUGAACGGAUCACUGCAGCUAGAACUGCCAUUCAACAUCCAUAAGUCUAACAAAAAUGGCUUGAAAUGGGGGUUGGACAAGUCAGAUUCGUAUCACGGAGGCUCCUGUUUGAAAGUCAAGUAUACUGAGAUCACAGACUCCAAUGGGUACCAGGUAUUUAAUAACACAACAGUGAAUACGUUGCCCUUGUUUUCCUUCCGUCAGGAUUGCGACUCGUUGACAACGUAUGUGAAAGUGACUUACAAGUUGAAUCACAAAAUGGCUUCGUCUUUCAAGUUGAAGGUCAGUUACUAUAUUGAACGUCGAUACAGGAACGUCCAGAAAGUGAGGAGCGGAUGUCUAAUCAUUCCACUAAUGUCUACAACCGGAAAAUGGUUCACUAUUGAGGAGCCUUUGCAUGUGAAGUUACAAACCUCUCACGAGUUCGUGGUGUUGGAUUCUGCUGUUUUAUGUUAUGAGGAGACCGACAACCAGCUUGCGCGCAGCUACGUUAUUGAGGAUUCAUCUCCUUCUUCUGUCAUUGACAAUGAAGAGUACGAAAAACUGAUAAACAGCGAGAUUUAUUUCGACGACGAAGAUGAAGACUGGAUUCUCGUUCCCUCAGAUAUUGCUCUGGAGUCUAUUGAGAAUGGCGGCAAAGAACAAGGUCCACUGCAGGCGAUGGUUAACAAGAUAAGCAAACGCAAAUCGGUUGUUCAAGAUUCUGCCCCGCCUGUUUUGAAGCUCGGAGAGUUGGCGGUUAUUAACGCCAAUGAGUAUCCGUCGUCUUCCUUCUUCAAACUUCCGAUCGUCAAAACUGUUGCUGUGCAGUCUUUGAGCAACCAGUUGCUUUUAACUUGGGAUACUAUUCAACGAUGCGUUUGGUACCAUUUGAUUUUCGUUGAUGAUAAGUUCGUUGGAGUUUCUCUCCAUACACGAUUUUUAUUGGACUACGAUUUCAAAAAGAAGACGGCCAACAAGAACGGCUCGUAUGGACUGAAAGUUCGUGUCGAUAGCAUUAACAGGCUGGGUGUGGCUACAAAAGGAGUUGAUUUAUAUUUGUGA
Messenger RNA from Ogataea philodendri, 2208 nucleotides. RefSeq lists its product as uncharacterized. Lineage: Eukaryota; Fungi; Ascomycota; Pichiomycetes; Pichiales; Pichiaceae. Gene Ontology annotation, molecular function: mannosyl-glycoprotein endo-beta-N-acetylglucosaminidase activity. Gene Ontology annotation, biological process: protein deglycosylation. Gene Ontology annotation, cellular component: cytoplasm. Bases 1 to 2208 code for a protein of 735 amino acids. The transcript has a single exon. The record is from RefSeq and is a predicted model, not a curated record.